This is a messenger RNA of Amphiprion ocellaris (clown anemonefish), 2452 nucleotides long. Its product is annotated as protein lifeguard 1. Gene Ontology annotation, cellular component: Golgi apparatus; endoplasmic reticulum; membrane. The record is from RefSeq and is a predicted model, not a curated record. Bases 1407 to 1985 code for a protein of 192 amino acids. The transcript is spliced from 4 exons. Lineage: Eukaryota; Metazoa; Chordata; Actinopteri; Pomacentridae. Gene Ontology annotation, biological process: negative regulation of apoptotic signaling pathway.
UUUUAGAGCAUUUCAAUGGUGAAAGUUACUGGAUUACAGAUGGUACAUAAAUUAUUUACAAUGACAGGAAUGUCAUGAACAAUACUAUAUCUCAAAGGCCUUCAAAGGCCUCCUGCUGUGUUUCUGUGUCAACUCCAGGUUUUCUGGCACGUAAACGAGAAACUUUAACAUCAAGAGGAGUUUAGAAGGAACAGAUACUAGAAUUUAGGCAUUUUAGAAAACAGUAUAAGAUUAAAUGGAAGUUGGCAAAAUAUUGGCUGGAAACAUCUACAGCAGAGAGGAGAUUAAUUUGACUGUUUUGUCUAAAAAGCAUUAGAAAACUCUGAAAAUUGGGCACAAGACAAUAUCAUGAAAUGUCUCUCUUUUUUGCACUACAAUGAUCCUUAGUUUACCAUCAUAUACAGCCCAUAAAAACAGUAAAUUCUCACAUUUGAGAACCCAAAAGUAGUUUGCCAUUUUUGCUCAGAGGGACCUAGUUGUUCAUCAGAAUAGCAGCUCAGCCUUUCAUUUCAAGGUUGCACAAAAUUAAACGACUGCUUUGUUUCAUGCUUGGCUGACUGCUUUGCCAUGAAAAGUCGAAUUUUGUAGAAUCUGCAGAGAAGUAGCAGAACAAACGAGGGGAAGGCAAGUUCAGUCCAUUUUUCAGUAAUUCAGAUACCAAAUUCACACAGUAUGUCUUAUUUUUAUGGUAUGAUCUGUGUUUUUUUUCUUUUGCAAAUGUUAACCUCUUAAUAUGGCUCAUUUUUGUUUCUCAGACAGACGGACAUUGAGAGAAACUGCUGUUUGGUUUUCUCUCUACAUUCUUUGCUCAUCAAAGAUUUAGGUCCAGUGACUGACUUAAUAUGAAACUUUAAAACAACAAUUUUUCAGUAGUUUAGAUGCCAAGUUUAUACUGUACAAUGUACAGUGUACAUCAUAUUUUUAUAGUAAUUCUAUAAACUCACAACUACCUUCUUCUGCUGCAUCUUUGCACAAGUUAAUGUCUUUAUAUGGUUCAUUUUUAUCCCCCAGUUUCAUCCAAAAUGUCAGAUACAGCAGACACCUUCACAUUCAGACACCACUUGGUUGUGAUGUGUGUGAUCAAUCUCAAUAAUUUACCGAUGAAUUUUGUCACAAGUUUGUCCAGUUAUUGAGAGACACUGCAAUUUGGUUUUCUUUCCACAUUCUUUUCUAAUAAAAGAUUUCGUUUCAGUGGCUGACUGUGAAACUUGUCCUCAGCCUUUAGAACAACCAUGUUCAAACAUAGUGCAUUUUAUAUAUAGGGUGUCAUCUGCUGGUCUUUUGGGGUUUUUUCAUCUUUUGCAAAUUUAAACCUCUUUAUAUAUUUCAUUUUUGUCCACCAGUUUCAUCCAGAAUAUCAGACACAGCAGACGCCUUCACAUCCAAACAGACACCUCCUGGUUGUGAUGUCUCCUCACUACCUCCACCAUACCUACCAAGAACAGCAGCCUCCAGUUUAUUCUGCACCCCCAGCCACCUACAAUCCACCCAAAAUUGACACCCCCUGCAGCUAUCAGCCCUCAGCUGGAUACGAGUCUUUCCGUGACAUAAACCCUGAAGCUGCAUCCGACACGACUCCAUUUAUGUCCUCAUCUUCUUUCGAUGACAAAACAGUGAGGAGAGGGUUCAUAAGGAAGGUGUUCAGCAUCCUGAUUCUGCAGCUGCUCUUCACCUUCAGUCUGGUUUGUGUGUUCACCUUCUCUACCCUGGUCAAAGAGGAAGUUCAGACCAACCUGUGGGCUUAUCUCAGCUCCUUCAUCAUCUUCAUCGUGGUCACCAUCACCCUCAGCUUCUGCAAGUCCUUCAGCCGCCGUCACCCCUGGAACAUUGUGAGCCUGGUUGUCAUCACCCUGAGCUUGUCGUACAUGGUGGGAACCAUCGCCUCAUUUCACGACACCACUGCUGUGGUCAUCACUAUGGGAGAGACGCUGGUCAUUUCUGUCACAAUCGUCGCUUUCUCAGCACAGGUUGCUGGGGUAGUUUAGAAGCUCCUUGGUGGCAAGGCGCCAGGUGUGGACGAGAUCUGCCCUGAGAUGCUGAAGGCUCUGGACAUUGUUGGACUGUCUUGGCUGACACAUCACUACAAUGUCGCAAUGUCGUGUGGGCAUCGGGUACGGUACCUGUGGAGUGGCAGACCGGGGUGGUGGUCCCCAUUUCCAAAAAGAGGUACCGGAGUGUGUUCCAACUACUGAGGUAUCACACUUCUCAGCCUCCCCAGGAAAGUUUACUCUAGGGUGCUGGAAGGGAAGCUCCGACUGAUUGUUGAACUUUGGAUUCAGGAGGAGCAAUGCGGAUUCCGUCCUUGUCGUGGAACGAUAGAACAGCUCUUCACUCUUGUGGAGCUGCUGCGGGGGUCACGGAAGUUUGACCUGCCAGUCCACAUGUGUUUUGUGGAUCUGGAGAAGGUCUAUGGCCGUGUCCCUCUAGGGGCUCUGUGGGGGGUACUGCAGGA